Messenger RNA from Selaginella moellendorffii, 2007 nucleotides. RefSeq names its product RNA-binding protein 24-A-like. Gene Ontology annotation, molecular function: RNA binding. The coding region runs from base 574 to 1524 and encodes 316 amino acids. The transcript has 6 exons. NCBI's taxonomy places the organism in Eukaryota, Viridiplantae, Streptophyta, Lycopodiopsida, Selaginellales, Selaginellaceae. The record is from RefSeq and is a predicted model, not a curated record.
CCUCCAGCCUUCGCUCCAGCCUUUUUUUUUCCUGGUUUGCCUUCUUGGGUGAUUUUUUUCCAAGAGUUUUUGUAAGAGAGUGAGUGUGUGUGUGUGUGUGUGUGUGUGCUUCUCUUCGCUGUUCGUAAUACUUGCGUGCACGUUGUCCCCGCUGUCCAUUCGCUGUUCUUCGCCGGAAAAAAAAAAUAAAAUCGCAUCCUUUCUCUCUUUUUCUUCUUUCUUUUCGAUCAUCCCUGCCUGGCUUUGAUCAUCAUAUGGACGAUGGAUCGCUGCAGCAGCAAGAGACCAACAUAGUGCUCGCAAGCUCCUCGCUUUUCCCCCUCCCCACUUAUUAAAACUCCUCACUCUCCACAGCGCUAGGGAUUUUUUUCCUCUUUUCCUGGAUCCAAGGCUCACAGGUGGAUACAUGGAGCGCACGGAGAAAUCUCCUUCUUUGCUAUAGAUUUGAGCGCCGCUUGAGCGCAAGCGCUGGCGCAGGAACCAUCUCUCUCCGGUGGGUUUGAUCUUCAGUAGCUCUAGAAAAUCGUUCCAAGGAUUUUGGAGCUCCAAGAUUUCCGGAGAAAAGAAGGAAGAAUGGCCGAGCCACAGCAAGGGGGAGGGGGAGGAGGAGGAGGAUCUUCUCAUUCCCAGCACGUCCAUCACGGAGGUUUAGGGGGAUCUCAGUUUGGCGACACCACUCUCACCAAGAUCUUCGUCGGGGGCCUGGCUUGGGAGACGCAGCGCGACACGAUGCGGCAAUACUUUGAGCAGUUUGGCGAGAUUCUAGAGGCUGUGGUGAUCACGGACAAGAACACUGGGCGCUCCAAAGGCUAUGGCUUUGUAACUUUCAAGGAUCCCGAGUCGGCACGACGAGCUUGCGAGAAUCCAACGCCGGUUAUCGAUGGCCGGCGAGCAAACUGCAACCUUGCAGCACUUGGAGUGAGGCCGAGGUUCCCACCAUUUCAUCAAGGUGCUUCGAGAGUUCGUCACUUCUCCCCAGUUCUCGGGAGCUCUCAAGUCGGGGCAGCAAGCUAUUCUCCCGGCGGGGCCUCGUCAUCGUUUCCACAGAUGCCCGCCGCUCCAUUCUCGUAUCCUCAAGCCGGGUUCUCAUACGCCGCCACUCCAUACGGAUACGCUUACGUCCCCUCGGAGUACUCUUACCAGAGCCUGUAUCCUUACGGGAAUCCACAACUUUCAGCUGUCUAUGGUGGAAGUAGUAGUGGCAGCAGCACCAUAAGCAAUCCAGCAGCAGUGUAUACAUACUCUGGCUUCAACCAGAUUGGAUCCACCUAUCCCUCUGGUGGUGGUCAGCCUUAUUCUCCUGCUGGAGGCAUGCAACACCACCAUGGCCACCCUCAAGUUGUGCAGUAUUCACCCCUAGCGCCAACUUCACCUCUGCCAUCGCCGUCGUCCUCGUCGUCGCCGCCCGCAUCGGCUAUGUACAACGCUACUGCUGCUGCUGGUGCGUCUGCAAUCUCUCCACCACCUUCAGCUGGUGGUGCUUCCACUACACAACCAGGUGUUUGUGUUCUCAUUCAGGGUUGACAACACACCCCACAACAUCUUCAUCUUCAAGGUCCUUGCAACAACAACAGCAGCAACAACAUCAACAUCAACAAUACCCGCCAACUUCAUCGUCACAGGGCACUUCAGCUGCAGCUGCAGGAGGCUCAUCUUCGUCCUCACACAAUUGAUUCUUCACUUCCAUCCCGCAAAAGCCCCAAAAAGCGCAUCCACAUCCCACAUCAAACCAGGAAAGAAAACAAGAAAAAACAGGCAGAAAGAAUAGAGGGUAGAACUCAACUCGGCACAGACAACAUUGAAGAGAAUAAGUAACACAAGAGAGGACCCAGGCAUUCUACAUAAUUUUACAUUAUAAUGUAGAACUCUAACCAUUCAUUUAGGAAGAAAAAAAAAAGCUGAAAAAAACAGAAGAGGAAAACAAAGAGUUGACUGGUCAAAGGUGGUCCAGCACUGGAGCACUGACUUUUGAACAUGCUAGCCAGCUCAUUUGGGUUCUGGAAGCAA